UAGACUCGACCAUUUACGAACACGAAUUCUGGGUUCCAUCCUCUAGGCUUUCUUGGAACAUCAAGCUACUCUCUGUACAAAAAGCCAGACAAUGACUUAACAAGCCGGGACUGAAGAUUCUAAAAUUGUACUUGAAUUGUACAGCAAAUCCUUUGUGAUUGGAGGGACAGUACCAUUGAUUCGGGUCGUUGCUCUUUUUCUUUCUGACUCUCAUCUGGGCCGCUCCUGUCAGCAAACGAAUGAUUCAGCAAACCAAUGCCCGUCAGCGUCAUGGACCUUCUACAACCGAUGGACCUGAAGAAUGGGGCCAAUGGUCUGGACGAAAGUAAGAAAUUGAUUAGGCGAUGAAUUCCAUCACUGAUAAUUUCCCCAGAUAUUAUUCUCUGCAAAUUGUUCAACACCCUCUCCGUGCCAGGAUGUGUGGUUUUGGAGACAAAGAUCGACGCCCAUUAGCUCCUGCAGCUGUGGCAAAGAUGGUGGUUAGAAGGGACGAUAAUGGUCUAGUCGAGGUCGAUGAUGUAGACUGCUCCUUCUUCGUCGUCACUGUCGACCUUUGGUCAGCCGAUGGGAAGCAAGAGAUGAACCUCGUGCUGCAUCCCUCUUCGGCCGAUCGCUAUGUACCUCCGCCCACUCCGAAUACAACGAAGUCGAGGCGGAAAGGCGUCACAACAUCCUCAAUGGGUCCUCCGGCCUCUUCAAGUUCAAGUUCAAACACAAAUUCCACGUCCUCUCUACCUCCCUCGCAAAGCUUAGAACCGCCUUUCACACCAACAAAUCCACCCACGUGGGGUUACCCUUCUUGGUCCCAGAACGAAAAUAGCAGUGAGAUGGGCUACAGACCGUGGAACAACCCAGUUCAUACUGAACCGAGCACAUGGGGUUCCCAACAGGCGUUCAAUUACGAUUAUUCCAGCUCUCAAGCGCCCGCAAUCUAUUCCUCGCCGCCCUCAGUUCCUUCCAUGGGGCAUGUCCCGCCAAUUGCUAUACGUUCAUCGUUCUCGCAUCCUCAUACGAACUUCACUCCAACUGUACCAUCUAUACCGUCAACUCCAGCUCCAGCUUCAUCUUCAUACUCAUCAAUACCUCUCCCACGUCACACAUACACCCGUACUCUCGUAGGACCUCUAUCGGCUAAUGCGACUCGGCUACUCGACGAACACCGUAAACCGGGUGUUUUUUUCCUAUUCCAGGAUCUGUCUGUUCGCACAGAGGGCACUUUUCGAUUGCGGAUGCGACUAAUGAAUGUGGGCAAAUAUCCUGCCCCGGAGGUUGGCGCGACAGGCGUCAUGUCGAUAGACGAUAGAGAUGGGCAUGAACGUGGACUUCCUGGGGUAUCACCAGUUCUAGCCCAAGUGUAUAGUGAACCGUUUACUGUCUACAGUGCCAAACGAUUCCCGGGCGUGCCAGAUACUACCGCUUUGUCCAUAGCCUUUGGAAAUCAAGGCCAGAAAUUACCUUUGCGCAACCGACACGGGAAUUCGUCUGGUAAACGUAGACGACGUGGAGAUGAUGACGAUGAGGACGACAGUGAGGAAAGCGAUUAGUGCACUAGUGGGUCCGCCAUGAGAGUUGUUUCUUAUGUUAUUGCGACUGCUACAUAUAUAAUUCGCGUCAUUUUGAUCUUUCACAAGAUACCUGCUUAAUCUUAUUUUGAUUCGUUCAUCCUUCUGUUACUUCUUGCUUAGUACAA
Molecule: messenger RNA, 1690 nt
Organism: Lentinula edodes (shiitake mushroom)
Lineage: Eukaryota; Fungi; Basidiomycota; Agaricomycetes; Agaricales; Omphalotaceae
Product: velvet factor
Exons: 3
Coding region: 345-1544 (399 amino acids)
Source: RefSeq, a predicted model, not a curated record